AUGACUGCUAACACAGGAAACACAGAAUUCCGCAAGGUUGAUGUGGACUUAUACACAGAAUCCACAUUUCGGGACGAGCAAACUGAAGAGACAACUCCGAUCCGAUUGAAUGAAGCUGAGGUAAAAAGUUCAAUGGAGAGGGGGAAGCCGGCCGAAGGCCUGAUGCAUGUUCUACAGAACGCCCCAAUCAAUUCUAAAGAUCAAGCUCUGAAAGAUCUGGCUUUCCGCCUCGUAAUGCGUUUGUUAGCGCAGAUCAAACCAGCAAAUAUUGAUGAGUUUGUGGCCAGUUUGGACUCGGAAAAAAUUGAUCUUUUGAUGAAGUACAUCUACCGUGGAUUUGAAAAUGCUCAGGAUGGGAACAGUGCUAUGCUUCUGACCUGGCAUGAAAAGGUUCAUGCCCGUGGCAAGGCGGGCUCGAUAAUUCGCGUUAUGACUGACAGAAGACGGAUAUAA
Messenger RNA from Echinostoma caproni, 453 nucleotides. The record is from the annotation of a GenBank genome assembly. Lineage: Eukaryota; Metazoa; Platyhelminthes; Trematoda; Plagiorchiida; Echinostomatidae.